AUGUUUGUGUCAUUACUUGGGAAUGGUAUAAAAAUAUGUGCUUUUGGGCGAUUUGUGCUCCGAGUUCAUUGCUUCUACACUCUCACUUUUCUUUAUCCAUUUCUCUCCAUCACCACAAGAAUUCAGUACUUUGAAGCGUAUCAGUUGUGCAUUUCCAACUACCCGCUUUAUCAGCCGAAUUCUACAAAAACCGGCGUUCCAUCAAAACUAUCAGCUUUAAGCUAUCAGAUCAACUUCCAACCCACGAGGCUCCGAAGUCCCCAAAAGAACAGUACUGUUUCUUUCUUUACGUCACAAAUACAAACAUUGAACCAGUGCCCCCCUCCAGGCUUCACUUGGUUCAAAUUUGUUUUUGAGAUUAACUCCGCAGCUCAACUGCUAGUAUUUGAUUACUGUGCUUUCUUGUGUCGCAAGGAAACAAAAAUCAAAGGUUAUCCAAGAGCUCACUAUUUGUUGACACUCUUAGGGACAAUUAGACGAUCGAACAAAUACUCCAACCCUCGGAGUUUGACAAUAUUGAGUAACUUUCUUCCGUAA
Messenger RNA from Lachancea lanzarotensis, 537 nucleotides. RefSeq names its product LALA0S03e08900g1_1. The coding region runs from base 1 to 537 and encodes 178 amino acids. The record is from RefSeq and is a predicted model, not a curated record. The transcript has a single exon. Lineage: Eukaryota; Fungi; Ascomycota; Saccharomycetes; Saccharomycetales; Saccharomycetaceae.